Messenger RNA from Haliotis rufescens (red abalone), 3247 nucleotides. RefSeq names its product G1/S-specific cyclin-D2-like. The record is from RefSeq and is a predicted model, not a curated record. Gene Ontology annotation, molecular function: cyclin-dependent protein serine/threonine kinase regulator activity. NCBI's taxonomy places the organism in Eukaryota, Metazoa, Mollusca, Gastropoda, Lepetellida, Haliotidae. The coding region runs from base 217 to 1101 and encodes 294 amino acids. The transcript has 5 exons. Gene Ontology annotation, biological process: mitotic cell cycle phase transition; regulation of cyclin-dependent protein serine/threonine kinase activity; positive regulation of G1/S transition of mitotic cell cycle. Gene Ontology annotation, cellular component: cytoplasm; nucleus; cyclin-dependent protein kinase holoenzyme complex.
CCAUUGAAAUGUGGUUAUAAAUACAAGCGAGUCUGUCAUUUGGGGGUGGCCGGUGGCUUGUGCACUUCUACCUACAGCACUCCGGCCAAACAUAUCUACCUCACCCAUCAAGAAAUUAAUAUUGAUUCAUUCUUAUUUGGAUUUACCACCAGCCCAAGCAAAGCAGAGUCGUUGAAUUAAGACGAGCUGCUUCGAAGCGAAGCGAUUUUCUGUACGAUGGAUCUGAUGUGUUGUGAGAGCGACACGAAUCCAAGGGCCUACGAAGAUCCCGUUUUAAUCAAAGACAAGAGAGUGUUGAAGAAUUUGCUUGAUACUGAGGAUAGAUAUGUACCCCACAUAUCCUACUUUACUUGUGUGCAGACGGACAUUCGACCAUCUAUGCGGAAAAUGGUAUCCCAGUGGAUGUCGGAGGUUUGUGAAGAACAGCAGUGCGAAGAGGAAGUGUUUCCAUUAGCUAUGAAUUACUUGGACAGAUUUUUGUGCGUGAAGGAUACUCACAGGACUAGUCUCCAGCUAUUAGGAAGUGCGUGUAUGUUCCUUGCUUCCAAGCUGAAGGAAACGAACCCAUUGACUGCAGAGAAAUUGGUCAUAUACACUGACAAUUCGAUUGGUCUCCAAUCAUUAAUGGAUAUGGAACUGCAAGUUCUUUAUCAUCUGAAAUGGGACUUAUCAGCGGUGACACCACACGACUUCCUGGACCAGCUUCUCUCCCGACUCAUUCCCGACAAGGAAAAAUCGGGAAUCAUCAAGAGGCACGCCCAGGCCUUUAUCGCAUUAUGUGCUACAGAUUGCAAAUUUAUGAUGUACCCCCCAUCAAUGAUCGCCGCCGGGAGCUUGGGCGCUGCAGUUCACGGCCUGUUCAGUGCGUCAGAACCACAAGAUGUGAAAUUCUUAGAAAAACUCGUCCUAAUAACAGGCAUAGAAGUGGAUUGUUUGCGGUAUUGUCAAGAGCAAAUAGAGCAGUGUUUUGCAAAUAAUUUGUCUACGGUUCAAGAAGCCCCAGAAACUCCGACAAAGUCCGACCCGUUAAAUGGCCAGCCGACGACACCCACAGACGUGAGGGACAUAAAUUUAUAUGACCAACCCGGCGUUUGUUGUUGAGCAAAGUCGGAAUCCGAUGUCUGGGUGAUUCCCCGCCCCCAACCUAAGCGGUUCAGGACUGCAACCCCCACCGCAAUAAGCCAGUGCUCCCCCAACAGGAACCUCCCGGGAACCUGGUGACGACCUGCCACGUCGCCCAUGACUUCGCAAGUGAUGUGAUACGCGACUUCGUGACGUCUUUGCUACCAAUUCUCGCCUCAGCCUGCCAUAAGUACGGACACUGCCAGCGACAUCUCAUGUCAUGUGACACUAUCACGUGACGCCGUCGCCUUAUUUAUGACAUUGCCAGAAGACACAUGAUCAUGUGACUUGGCAACACGUGACAAGUGACGUCAAGUCGCACUGCCUCGACCCGAGUUGUUUAUUUAUACGAGUCAUAUGUACCCGCUACCGUUUCAUCAUAUUCAUCGUCAUUUGCAACAGACUAAGCACAACCAUUGCCUCGAAUAUGAGCAAAGUACAUAAUUUAAUAUUUAUAUAUUACUGAUUUUGACUUAUCCGACUGUUCGACGACUUAAGUGUGUUAUAUUCGAUCACUAUGGUUUGAUUUGCUAAUAUUGUGAUACUAUUAUUCAAGUAUCGAUCAACUAAUACGAACUAUUGAGCAAUAUUGUGAGAGACAAAUGGAGUGACACCGUCAACAGCAGCCAUCAAUGCAAUAAAGGUCCCAUAACCUGAUGCCGGAUACCUGCAAAUUCUAUGAUUUAAUAUAAACACUUCUUACUCUACCUCUGUGUUAGACUUGGGUAUCUCUCCUUAUUAAACUUAUUAAAUUAAAUUAACUUAAACUCUAAUUCUACCUCACCCUCUGUAAUCUUGUUAGUUUACAUAAUUCAACACCGAUGUCUCGUGAUUGCUAAGAGAAGGAAAUACGUUAAUAUUAUUUGUGGUAUCGAUUGUAUAGCGGUCGUGAUUUUUCGUGUGGAAUUCCGCAUAUUUUCUUGCUGUGGAUUUGGUCCGAAAAAUGAAAUGUUAUUUUAAACGUACUACCCUAAGCUAAUAGUAACGAGUUUUUUUGAUUGAUCGUUUGUGUAGGUCGGUCAUAUGAUCGAUUUCAAGUGAUUUCCAUGAAAUAGCGACCGUGUAAUGUGUCUGCGCAUGUCCAGGAUACGGGCAAAUUGGGAAACUGCAAUUUGAUUGGGCGUUAACAAUACUGUACACGAUCAUGCUAAUAUACUUAAUUAUGUUUUACAAGUUCCUAAACUAUUAUCACUGCCAAGUUCAUCGUAGGAAUUUCUUUCUUGAAAAUUCUUUUAGGGUUCAUAAAUGAUCAUUAUUCAUUUUGUUAAGGACUAAAAGAAACGACAAGUGUACUGCAGUAUUGUGAUGCGUCCGAUAGAAAGGGUCUUUCAAGACAUAAAACACUGUGAUAAGUUUUACUAGCAUUUUGCCAACUCAUUUAUAAAUAAUUGUGAAUAUAGUCCUGACAAGCUAGGUGUGCACAUGCAAUAGAAUAAUUGGCCACGAUUUUGCUCCAUUGGACAGGACAUGCACAACAAUUGGUAAUAUUACAUUAAAAAUUAUUUAUGAAAUGUUUCAAAUUGUUCCUCCGUAAAGGGAGAUAACUCUCAUUUUCAACGAAGUCCUGUUCCUGAGUGGUCCACCCUUGGCUGAUUAUUGUGAUAAUGUAAAAUAUAGAUUUUAUAGUUGAGGGUCUAGCACCAGGGACACGAUUUUUGUUUCUGAUUUCCAAAUUAUUAAUUACACGAACUUGUUAACUGGUUUAUUGCUUUGUAAUAAGUCUGUGCAUAGUGCUUUCUUGGGUCAAUAGUUUGACUUGUUAAAGUUUGUUUGUCUCCUUGACAAUUAUCGUUGUAAAUAACGAACUUCGCCGAUUCUGCUGUCUCACAGCUGUUAAUAAUAUUCACACAGUGAAGUCUCGAAUGGUGUGUAUGGUUUCCUCGCGAAUGUCGGGUUCUACCGAAGUUGACCGAAGAGGUUUGUUACCUCAGCUCGUUGAUGAAUGUAAGAAGGGUGUUAAGACAAUGGUUACUCAGUUGUUUCUGAUUGUAUGGAAGAAUGUUUCAAGUUGGACGACAGUCCUCCCAUUUUGUUACGAGUGAAGAACUGCAUAAACUUGUCCUGUGGAUUGUAUUGUGUGUACAUAAAGGAACUGUUGAUGAAUAAAAUAUAACAUUGAACCUAA